UGUAACAUGUAUCAACUACAAACAAUUUAUCGUUCUCUUAUUUCAAGGGUGCUAAAUCGGUGUUAAAUCGAUACUCGCGGGUACUUUGGUGACACUUCAUUCACGAAAAGUUAUCCCCUCCAUAUUUACUUUUACCUAUUGUAUUGAACACUACAUAAAACUGCUCACAUACACAAUCUUGAGUAGCUAUGAAUAGAGUAGUGGGGAACGUUGUUUUCGAAUUACUAGUGUGAGGGGAGUAAAUUAGACGCCACUGACUUAAUACGCUGAGAGAGGUGUGGGUUGCUGAGGGAAAGAAGUUAAUUUUCGUACAAAGGUUCACUGAAAUAGAAGGAUUUUAAGGAAAGACAACGAAAAUGGUGGACCGUGCGCAUAUUAAAGAGAUGAUACCAGUCCUGCAGGAUGAGAAAAUUGAUAUGUUGGCAGCCACAAGUAUUCUUCAACAACAGGCUGCUGAUAUUAGAAAUCAAAGAAUUACCUGGCAAUCGUAUUUCCAGUCUCAAAUGAUAUCAAAAGAAGACUAUGAUUUUAUAGUUGCUUUUGAUACAACUGAUGCUAGUGUCAGGGAAGCAAAAUUAAAAGAAAAUCCUCAUCAAGCUGCUAAAACCUUCCUGAAUUUACUGGGUCAUGUUUCAAAAGAUCAGACCAUUCAGUAUAUUCUUACAAUGAUUGAUGAUAUGCUUCAGGAAGACCGUAGUCGUGUGGAAAUUUUUAAAGAACAUUCAAAUCGCAAACGAGAAUCAGUAUGGGGACCUUUCCUAAAUUUAUUAAAUAGACAGGAUGGUUUUAUUAUGAAUAUGACUUCUCGUAUUAUUGCUAAACUUGCUUGUUGGAGUCACGAUUUGAUGGAAAAGACCGAUCUUCAGUUCUAUCUAACAUGGCUCAAGGAUCAAUUGAAACUUAGUUUGGAGGCUCUUCAAGACACUGACUUGCAUGCAGAAGUAGAACAACAUAAUAUUGAAGACAAUGAGGCAUACGAACUACAUGAACAAGUGAACAUGAAUAACGAAUACAUUCAAUCUGUGGCACGAUGCCUGCAAAUGAUGCUUCGCAUAGACGAGUAUCGCUUUGCAUUUGUAUCUGUAGAUGGAAUUUCUACUUUGCUUAGCGUUUUAACAGGCAGAGUAAACUUCCAAGUACAAUACCAACUUAUAUUUUGCCUCUGGGUACUUACUUUCAAUCCAUUACUUGCAGAAAAAAUGAACAAAUUUAACGUUAUACCCAUUUUAGCAGAUAUAUUAAGCGAUUCUGUGAAGGAGAAAGUAACACGUAUUAUUUUAGCAGUAUUUAGGAAUCUUAUUGAAAAAGUAGAAGAUGGACAAGUUGCUAAAGAACAUUGUAUUGCAAUGGUACAGUGCAAAGUAUUGAAACAACUUUCUAUUUUGGGACAACGUAAAUUCGACGAUGAAGAUAUUACCGGUGAUAUUGAAUUUUUAAAUGAUAAGUUGCAAGCAUCUGUUCAAGAUUUGAGUUCCUUUGAUGAAUAUUCGACCGAAGUGAAAUCUGGACGCCUCGAAUGGUCUCCCGUUCACAAAUCUGGCAAAUUCUGGCGGGAGAAUGCCAGCCGGCUUAAUGAGAAGAAUUACGAGUUGUUACGUAUUUUAAUCCAUUUGUUGGAAACUAGUAAAGAUCCGUUGGUCCUUAGCGUAGCAAGUUUUGAUAUUGGGGAAUACGUAAGACACUAUCCACGUGGCAAACAUAUAAUUGAACAACUUGGAGGUAAGCAACGAGUAAUGCAGCUGUUAGGACAUGAAGAUCCCAACGUAAGGUAUGAAGCUCUUCUGGCUGUUCAGAAGCUCAUGGUGCACAAUUGGGAAUACUUAGGAAAACAAUUGGAAAAAGAGCAAACAGGAACCUCAGGUGCUCCAGGGGCCAAACCUGGCACACAAGUACCAGCAAAAGCUUAAGCACACAUGUAAUCUUUACCUUUGGCUUAAAAUCUGUAUAUUUUAUCUUCCUUCUAUAUUUCCUCCCCUACAAUAUAUUUUUAUUGCGUGUAAAAAUCAAUAUAGCAAAUGUUUGGAAGUAAAAUUCCAUUGAAAAAUACAUUCCUUUGUAUUCGAACAUAAAUAUCUGUAGAUACAAAAUGUACACAAUAAGAAUUCAUUCGGUUCGGUAUCAACCAAUUCAAAUGUACAGAUUAUAAUAAAUGUAGAAAUACGAUAUUAUCCUGAUAAUAAGGCGAGUGUAUUUAUAGAUAAUAACAGAAUUUGUAAUUAAGAUGUUUAACGGAAUGUUAGGAGAAAAUAAAGUAUUACUAUUUACUAUUAAUAGAAAAUGGUAAAAAAAAGCAGA
Nomia melanderi (Alkali bee) is the source of this 2295-nucleotide messenger RNA. RefSeq names its product V-type proton ATPase subunit VhaSFD (gene VhaSFD). The record is from RefSeq and is a predicted model, not a curated record. Gene Ontology annotation, biological process: proton transmembrane transport. Gene Ontology annotation, molecular function: protein binding; proton-transporting ATPase activity, rotational mechanism. NCBI's taxonomy places the organism in Eukaryota, Metazoa, Arthropoda, Insecta, Hymenoptera, Halictidae. Gene Ontology annotation, cellular component: vacuolar proton-transporting V-type ATPase, V1 domain; lysosomal membrane.